Messenger RNA from Porites lobata, 23522 nucleotides. Lineage: Eukaryota; Metazoa; Cnidaria; Anthozoa; Scleractinia; Poritidae. The record is from the annotation of a GenBank genome assembly.
AUGGCGGAUGUCGGCGAAAAAGAGUCGAAAGCUACCACGUGGGAUAAAUAUACUAUCGGGCACAAAGUUUUCCUGUGUUUCUGCAUUUUGCUUGUUGUUUCGAUUUUCUUAACGGUUGCCUUGCUGAUAAGAAUAGAGCUGAAGUUUCAACAAAUUGAUGCAGCUUUGCUGAAUGAAGUUAAAUCUUCAGACAACUCAAGACACGGUAGGUUGAAUAUUAUCUGUAAAACUAUUAGUUUUAUUCGCAAUAAAUAAUUUGAUAAAAUGCGCGCAUGGAUUUUAUCAUUAGCUGAGACUUAUGAAUAGGCUAUUUGCGAGUUUCCCCGGGCCUCGAUCUGUAUCAAAGCGAGGUCUAAGUGCUCAGCCUCUUAUAUGGAAACUUCUCGUGCAAAUAAAACUCAUUUCCACAAGAAAGGUAGUCACCUGUCAGUUUCACGGGCAGGGGCGGCGAAGCGCAAUUUCAACUUAGGGUGGGGGGGUGGGGGGGUGCUGCGCUUGAAAACUUGAAAACUUGAAAACGCGCGUCGGAAGGAAGUCCAGGGGCAUCCUCCCCCAGAAAAUUUUGAAAUCUAGAGGCUUCAACAUUCUCAAUGAGAUAUUUUUCUAAAAACCUUAAUCUGGAUAAGGUAUAAAAUGAUAGGUACUUCUAGUGUUAAGAGCAUGUACCUUAUACUUAAACAACACCAUUUUUUUCUCUAGAAAAGUGGGGGGGGGAGAGGGGAGGGGGGAGACAGCCCCCAGCUCCCCCGGCUCCGCCGUCCCUUAAUUGAGACAGCGUAGAGGCAGAAGCUAAUGAGAAUGCUCUUCAAAGUAUUUCUAGACUUCAUUUACUUUUAGAUGAAAUGCUGCGUCUUUCCAGGAGGAAACGUUGCUCAGAGAUUUGCUCGGCAAAUUUUUAACAUUACUAGAGUGAUGAUUAUUUGCUUGUUCAAUAAACUGCGAUCUUUGUUCUCUUUCGGUAUUCCAGAAAGUUGUAUCAGGAGACUAAAUAGGCACCUGUUUGAAUGCCUUUUUCAACAGACUGGCUUUAUAGCUAAACGUCUAAGUACUCUUUCAAGUGACUGUUUGCAAUGGAUUCCCCAAAUACAAUCACCUGUUGCUCUUGAUAAUUAUCUUAAAAUGUUAAAUUACAACUCACAAAUUGCUCUUGAGAAUUAUCUUCAAAAAGGUUAAAUUACAACUCACAGAAAUGUUGAAGUUUGCUGUCCCUUUGUCGUGAUCUUUCAUCUUCUAAUUUAAGUUGGUGCCGAUUAUUUCUUAGGUCCUUCUAUCGAAUUCAAUUUUGAUCGAGUGUCCUAAAACUCCUCAAGCGAAGAAUCUUUACGAUUACUGCACUGCACAUAGUGCACAUAGGUGCACAUUCCAAACAUGCCUAAAUUGUUACAUAUUCCAUACAUAUUUGUGCUAACGCUUUUGUCCUCUUUCAUGUAAGUAGGAAAAUAAUGUAUAGCUUUAUAGGAUUAUUAUGGCUGUUACGUACACGUCAUAGGUUGAAUUAUGAAGUACCUCAACGAAUUUUCUUCGCUCUCACACAGUGUCUACGUGCUUCGCAAAAGACACAAAAAGCGACUUACUUCGGGGAAUUUUGCUAUCUAUGCCGUUCAUGUAUUAGGAAAAGUAUUACAGUUUUAUGAGCUCCUCAUGCUUUUGUUGAAAAUCUCGCUAACAGAAGCCUCCGUCCGCAUGUUGGUGCCAAGCCAGGAUGCGUGGGUAUCAGCAUGCCGUCCCCAUACAAAUCUCGAAAUAUUCCUCUGACCUGAAUCUUGGGGACGGUCUUUGCAUAUUUACCUCCUUUCAUUUAUCAUAUUCUGCACUUUAUCUAUUGAACGGUUUUGAUUUUGAUUUUGAUCUGUUUUGAAUGGCUUGACACUGAAAACCAACAUUUUUUUUUCGUUCAAACUACAGAAAAAUCUCCUCACCGGGAUCAGAUUGUUCGUCGUAGUGUGACAGAUGGCACUCAAUCUGCCAUUACGUUAAAGCAAGUUCGCGAAGAAAUCAAAUCUUUGUGCCAAGCUCCAGGAACAACAUUUUGCCUAAAAGGAGGAAAAGGGGAAGUCGGAGUACCGGGAGUAGCCGGGAAGCGAGGACUCCCUGGAGCCCCAGGUGACAAGGGAGAUAUGGGCGAUAAAGGAGAAACUGGGUUUCCCGGACCCUCUGGCUACCCUGGAAUCAAAGGUGACGACGGACUAAUAGGCGCAAAGGGAGGAGACGGGCAAAAAGGAGAUGCAGGAGAGAUUGGGGAAAAAGGAUGUAUUGGUGCUACUGGCUCUAAGGGGGAUAAGGGAGCUGAGGGAGAUGUUGGAUGGCCGGGAUCAGCAGGACCGAAAGGUAAAGUGUUAAACUCAUAUGACGAACACAUUCAAACAGAACUACCCGUAACUUAGAAACUGACUCGCCCCCAGACGUCUCUCACUAUGUCUACCUCGUGGCGGUGUGAUGGGAAGGAGAAAAGCGAGGAAAAGAGAGACAUCCUGUCUCUCUUCUCCCUUCCCAUCACCUCCCGCUAUCGCCGUGUGCGUUACGCGCAAAGACGACUAGGGACGAGGCAGACUUGGAAAAGUUGAAUUUGAGAAGGAACAUGUCAAAGACUUGUUUUUAUUACUUAAAAUUGAAUGCAAGGGUGAUCGGGCACUAAGGAUGGGUAUCCCAAAUUUUCGGUAAAGGCAAAACUAACCUUUAUCAGGGGCUAAAUUUAUAAGUUGUUUGUACAUUGCUGACUCGGCGGUCAUCGGGCAAGAUUAAGCGAAUGGCUAGGGUUCUGAUUGACUACUCGAGCGGUGAAGAUGAGCCUACCUUUACUAAAACUUGAAAUAUUUGAUCUAAUCUUAUUUUUUGAUUGUAUGGUGUACUUUGUUAUAAGGUCAAUGAUUACUAUCAAGUUUGCCCUCAUCAUUUGCCUUUUUAAACACUUCACAAUCGUUUAAACUAGUAAUGUUAAAUAACGAGUUUAACAUGUUACUUACUCCGUUUUGAACACAACAUUUGUCAAUUCUGAUUGUCUGUGAGAUGUCCUUGCUCAGUGCAGUCAAUCGGGUAGCGGCUCGGUCGAACUUGAGACACGCGUGCGCAAGGAGUCAAGACGCGGCUUCCAGUCCGGUCGUUCAGUUAAAUCAGGGCGUUAGUUCGCUCGUUCGUUCGUUCGUUCGAACGACAAUCUUGAGUGACUGCUCUCAGCAUAACUUUCUGAAGCAAAACUAGUUUUUUCUUAUGCAAUUAGCUGAUAACUAUUAAGUCAUUUUCACUUAUUUACAAGUUUAUUUAUCUGUUUUAUCCGUUGUCUUGUCCAGGAGAGAAGGGAGAUUCAGGUGAAAUGGGACCGGAGGGACCUCCUGGUGCAAUGGGACCUAAAGGAGACAUGGGGAUAAAAGGAGAAACGUUUUGGGGAGCUAAAGGUGAAGUAGGUCCCCCAGGGGAAAGAGGAGAAAAAGGUAACCGUUGCUCUAUAAUCCUAAGGAACGGUAAAACGGGUAAAAAACAUGCAACGUACUUCGCAAGCAAAACGAGUGCAUGUCGAAGCAUAGCGAAUGUUGCAGUUUUUCCCAGCCUUGAAUCAAACCUGUCUUGCAUCAAACCAGGUUGUUGAAAUUUGCCCACAAUACUGACUUCUGAUUACUUAAAAUUACCCGGGAAGCAUGUUAUAUAUACGCGGGAUUUGAACGUUGGAACGAGGGUGGUUAAAGGCGCACAAAAGAGAGAUGACAGAGAUAUUGGAAAAGUUAACAAAGCUGUGUUGUGUAAAGAUGAAAAUUUUUAUUAUAACUCAUCUUUGAUUGACAUCAGAGUUACCAUGGCAACGUAACGGCGCCAUUACGUCUUUUACUUGCUUUUGAAUUUCUCGGUACCAGGAGUUUUUUCGAAAAUUGCUUAAGGGAGCUUGUACCUCCCUUCGCUUUCCUCAAUUAUGGCAAAGCUUGAAUGAUUUCUAUGACAGCGUUUUGGAAAUAUUUUGGAACGAAUUUUUAAAGGCCUUAAAAACAGUGAGUAACCAUGCAAUUGUUUUAUUUGUUCUUUUUUCCAGGAAUAAAGGGACAGCCAGGUCAAAGGGGAGUGGCCGGGCCUUCUGGUGAAACGGGAGCUUAUGGAGACCCGGGAAUGAAAGGAGAAGUAGGUCCCCCAGGGGAAAGAGGAGAAAGAGGUAACUGUUGUUCUAUAACCCUAAGGUACGGUAAAACGGGUGAAAAAACGUGCAACGUGUUUUGCAAGCAAAAUGAGUGAAUGUCGAAACAUAGCGAAUGUUGCACUUUUUACUACCCUUAUUAAAUCAAAACAGUCUUGCAUCAAACCAGUUUGUUGAAAUUGCCUCAAUACUGACUUCUGAUUAGUUAAAAUUACACGAGAGGCAUGCUAUACAUGGGAUUUGAACGUUGGAACUUGGUAAUUAAACGCGCACAAAAGAGAGAGAUAAUUCUUUCUUGACGCGCAACAUCACUUUUCAGCUCCUUUUGCAGCAAUUUUGUAAAACAAGUUGCACUAUUUUGUUGCCCGUUUUACAGUAGCUUCAGUGACUCUGUCACCAGAACAGUUCAAAAAUCAAUAUCGUACAAACCAAUUAUAGAAUAUGAAUAGAAGUCAAGGUCUUGAGGAAACAAAAUUCGGGCCGCCACUAAAACAUUGCCAACUUUUAUGUAUUAUACCAAAAGCCUAAUUAAGUCCAUUUAUUUUGUGGUUGGAUCGGGAACACAUUGCAAAAGAAGCUUUCGAAUUCUGUUAGCCAAUCAUUUAGGAUCAGACUACAGAUUAACAUACUAAGAGUCCCAAAAGAUUCGAGCGUGGGAACAUUGCAAAAUUUAACCUCGUUCAUUACCGGCAGUUUUGGUCCUCUGAGACCUGGUCUGUGAUUACCUCUUCCCUCUGUGGCUUCAAUAGGAUUUAGGCUACGACACUAAAAAUCAGGGAGUGAAUAGUAGCUACAGAAGUCUGUAAAUUCAAAAUAGGUCAAGUGAUAAUAAAGUGACAAUAACAUCAUUUUCGGACUGCCGCAAUCUUGGAUCCGCCAUCUUAAAUGUCAAGGGGAAAAAGGUUUCAAAUCGCCUCAACAUUAAACUACGUAACGGUGCUGAAAAGAUGUAUGUCAAGCUGAGUAAGAUGAUGGAAAAAUGAUUAACACGGUAAUUAGACAGCUAAACUUUGUUAAAUUUAAACAUUUAAGGUGUCUCGUCUGGAUUUUUCUAGAUAGAUCUCAAGUUUGAGCGUUGACUACGUUACCAUUAACAGAGAUAUCGCAAGUUAACACAGCUGUGUUGUAUAAUUAAAGAUGAAAUAUUGUUAUGAUUUGAUGUUUGAUUGACAUCAGAGUUACCAUGGCAACGUAAAGACGCAAUUACGUCUUUUACUUGUUUUUGAAUUUCUCGGUACCAGGAGUUUUUUCGAAAAUCGCUUAAGGAAGCUUGUACCUCCCUUCGCUGCCUCAAUUGAGGCAAAGUUUGAACGACUUUUAUGAGAGCGUUUUGGAAAUAUUUUGGAACGAAGUUUUAAGUGGCAUAAAAACAGUGAGUAACCAUUCAGUUGUUUUAUUUGUUCUUUUGUCCAGGAUUUAAGGGACAGCAAGGUCUGCCAGGUGAAAUAGGAGCGGCGGGAGUUCCUGGUGAGAAGGGAAUGAAAGGUGAAGUAGGUCCCCCAGGGGAAAGAGGAGAAAAAGGUAACCGUUGCUCUAUAAUCCUAAGGAACGGUAAAACGGGUAAAAAAACGUGCAACGUGUUUUGCAAGCAAAAUACGAUUGAAUGUUGAAACAUAGCGAAUGUUGCUUUUUUUACCACCCUUGAAUCAAAGCUGUCUUGCAUCAAACCAGGUUGUUGAAAUUUGCCUAAAUACUGACUUUUGGUUAGUUAAAAUUACGCGGGAGGCAUGCUAUACACGGGAUUUGAACGUUGGAACGUGGGUGGUUAAACGCGCACAAGAAAGAGAUAAUUAUCUCUUGACGCGCAACAUCACUUUUCCACUCCUUUUGCAGCAUUAUGUUACAAAACAAGUUGCACUAUUAUGUUGCCCGUUUUACUGUAGCUUCAGUUACUCAGUCACCAAGAGAGUUCAAAUCACAAAAUCGUAUAAACUGAUAAUAGAAUAUUUUAGAAAACAAGGUCUCGAGGAAACAAAAUUCGGUGUGUCACUAAAACACUGGCAACGUUUAUGUGUUAUCCCAAAAGCCCAAUUAAAUCAAGUAAUUUUGUGGUUGGACCUGGAACAAAUUGCACAAGAAGCUUCCGAAUUCUCUUGGUCAAUCGUUUAGGAUUAGACUAUAGAACAUUGGGAACAUUGCAAAAUUUACUAUAAUAACAAUAAUAAUAAUAAUAAUGUUUGCAUGUGAAAAUUCUCCCCCCCCCCCCACCUCUAUCGUCAAAAACAUAAUGGUCCGUCCCUUAGGUUAUGAUGUGUCUUCGUUUGUCUUGGUCUCCUGUUGUUAUUGCGAGCAACAAGGGGAGCCCGCAAUCCUAAUCUUUAGGUAGCUAUUACCCAUGCACCACACGUAUUUAGCCAGCUUCGUUUGGACUUCCAAUAAGAAUGAAUGGAUUACAUCAAAAGCAGUCAGAUCACGCGCGUUUGGAACUUCUGCCACUAGGAAUUUAAUCACGCCGUUUGACCACGUAUCACGUGAAACUUACGCAUAGCACAGCGUUUGAGCAAAAACGUUGGAGCCUUCGAUCGCUGUCGCUAGCUUACUCCGUACCCUUCAGUUACUAUAGCUACAAGUCUAAUCUACAUUUACCUUUGCUUUAUAGAAAGCGUUCGCGAGGAAAUCAAAACCCAGUUGACGUCAACUGUUAAGGCUAUGUGUCAAGCACCCGGAAGAGUUUGCGUCCCAGGUCUCCCUGGCGCUCCGGGACCCCAGGGAGAAAAAGGACAAAAAGGUUCUGACGGAAUGGUGGGAGUCAAGGGAGAAGACGGCAUUGAUGGUGUGAGUGGUCCAACUGGUCCGAAAGGAGAACGCGGAGAGAAAGGAGAAGUUGGAUCCAAAGGAGAACCCGGAGAUAAAGGAAACUCCUGUCAGGGAACCCCAUUGUUCAAGGGAGAGAAAGGUUUUUCUGAACUUUUUUCUCUGACCUUAUGCUAUGAGCAACAUAAUUACUAUACUCGUUGUACAUCAUACACUUAAUGUCAGAUCCCGAGGGAAACAGUUAGUUUUGUUUUCCCGAGAGUCCUAAUAUUUCCCGAGACGAAGUCAAGGGAAACAUCAGGACUCGAGGGAAAACAAAACUAACUGGUUUCCCGAGGGACCUGACAUUAAAUGUUUUGUUAUAUUUCUAGACUUUCACUUUAAUAGCAACAAAAGAAUAACCCGAGCGAACCAAAACAGUCGACUCUGUACUUAUGACAACACAAAUUUAAUUCUCAAAACCACGGAAUGAAUGAGUUACGAAGUACUUUCCUUAUAUUAUCUGCAUCUUUUUCCUCCACUACAGUGCCGUAGCCAGACCAAACGGCCAACUGAGGCAGGCGGGAGUUGCUAGGGGCGUUCGGGGGCAUGCCCCCCCGAGAAAUUUUGAACUUUAGUCUCUCGGAAAUGCGAUUUGCAGCGUUUUCUGCGUUUUCAGUAUUAAUACGGCGAAAAUUUUGGUUAUAUAUAUAUAUUUUUUAACUGUUAUAUUUUGGCCACGAAAUCUUUUCUGAGAGGCUCCGAUGAUCGCUUAUGUAAAAUAAAAAUGAUCGGCGAAAUUCGUCAAAAUUUUACCGAGGCGAGUGCCUCGGUUGGCCUCAUACUAGCUACGGCGCUGCACUACCUGCUGUUUCUCUUCUGGGAUGACUUUAAAAAUCGUUGCUUUUUAGCUUUAGGCUUCGUGUUUGCGUUGUUGUGUUCAUUUACGAAAAAGAAAACUGGCAGUGUUUUUCCCGCCUUCUGUCACACCACUUUCCACCAUGCUUUAAUCACUUGCUGUAAUGUAUCCCGAGCGGGGUACAUUCCUUAAUGUAUCACGAUCAGGAUACUCUGGUAUUCUUCGGGAGACCGGGUCGAGGUGGUUGUCGAAGUGCAUUGUGGGACUGUUUUAAGGAACAAAUUUCCCUCCAUGUUGAAAAUCCGUCCCCCAAAACAGUCCCACAAUGCACUUGACAACCAACUCGACCCGGUCCCCCGUGCAACCUCAAAGUGGCAAAUAUAAAAACGGUCGGAUAACGAUAACCACAACUGAUUUAAGGAAUCGCAGUUAAAAAAUUCGGGUUAUCUUUUUAAUGUAGGAGCAUAUUCAAAAGUCCGACCGCGAAGAGAAUGGUAAAUGAAUAAGUCAGAGGUUUUAGUUUCUUAAACCAACUGAAUUUUAAAAACGAAAAGACACAUUUCAUUCGAUUCGAUCUCGUCUUGCUUAUUUAUUACAGUAUUAGGUGAUAAGUAGGUUGAGUAUGGUAUUUGCCUGAAUGACGUCAUUUUACCACCAAAAACCAUUCAAAUGGCAAAUGCAAAAAUCUUGCGAUUGUUUAAAAUAUCUGAUUUUGACCAUAUUCUUGAUUUAUGUAACAUUAUCUAUUGUUAUUUUCCUUAUUGUUGUUUUCGUUUUGUUCAAACAGUGAUUUUUACAUUUCAGGUGAACCCGGCCGAAGAGGGAAAAGAGGCUCAAGAGGCUUUAGAGGCUAUAAAGGAAGUAAAGGUAAAAGAACUUAAUCGAACAAUUCAAUCAGGGUUAGUUCUCUCUCCUCCGCAGAGGCGCCCUCUGGUUAUCUCUAUAAAAUAGCAAUAUAUAAUUGAAAAAUUAAAAAGUGUGCGGGGAACGAUGGGAAGAGGGGAAAGGCCUUCCCAUCGUGCCCCGCUCGCGCUCUUCUUUUCACUCGCCCCAGGCUCCCCACAACACAAAGAGGCCUCUGCGGAGGAGAGAGGAGUUAGCUCAAGACCAUGAGAUGCCGGUUCUAGAGAGGAGAAGUCGUUACCUCACGUUGCUAUGGUGGCAAAAUUUCUGGAUGACAACACACCAAAAACGUUACUUAAAAAGUAAAUUUGCACUGUUUCAAACGUUAUCGAUCUUAUUCUGUUCCAUCUAAUUUGACAAAUGUUGGCGAACUUUCCUGGAAUUGAAUCCGAAAGGACCGUAUCUAAGUUUAAGAAAAGAAGAAGUUUUUGUGCUGUGUUCCACUACUCCAUAAAGCGGGCGCGUGAAGUUAGGAAGUUUCAUGUCGCAGUCGCGCAACGACAGCUAAGAAAUGUACCAAAAAGCAUGAUGCACGUGCAAAGUUGUUGUUUUGCUGAUCUAAGCGUAUUUUUUUUUUGCCGUUCUCGUUGCCGUCGCCGUCAUCGUUGCGUAAGCUCCACAUCAUGUUGUGAUCCAGAAACUUGGCUACCAUGGUAACGUGACAUCGCCCUUCUCCUCUCUAUUAUCCCCCAUUAUAAAGCCCAUCAAACCUUAACCUAUUUAUAUAUAAAAGUAAUAUUCAGUUAUAUGUUUAUUGAGGGUCAGAGUCACUGAGGUUAUUGUUUGUCAGUGAAUAAGUACCUGCUGACCGACUAGACGGGAAAUUCAGAUAUGCGGUGCAAAUUGUGGAAAUUUUAGGUAUCCGCUAGCGACUUAACUUAACAGGAACAAUUUAUCAUUGAUCUGUAAUCCUGAGAAGUUAUAGUGUCGUAUUGAACCCGGCCAAGAGCGAUGCAAACGGAUUUUUCAAGGUUCUCUUACUCUCCCGACAUCUUUUGAUUUCGCGACAUCCUGUCCAAAACUCAAAGUUUGGUGCAUGCGCAGUAACGGGAUAGUGUUCCUUUAAAAUAUUUCAAGCAACAACAAUAAUCUAGAGUCUGUUCAGCUAUAGCUGUUGGCCAGCCCGCCAAACGAGCGCAAAGAGGCAAAUCCAGUAGGAAAAGAGGCUUAGCGCAGGCGCGCUCACCAAAAAACAAACAAACAAAAACCAUCUAUGCUGGCUGUUUUAUUAUUUACUUAUUUAUUGCAUAGUGUUCUAUUUCAGUUGUAUCUCGGUACGUGUGCGCGUACAAUUUUAUUUUGAGCGCGCGCAUUAUUUGUUUAUUUAUUUAAUUGACGUGUACAUUUAGUUCGUUUAUUAACGUCUCAAUUAUACUUUGCGUUAUUUUCCUCACUUAUACAUUGUCCGUGACUGUGCUCACACGGUGGGUGGCUCCUCCUAAAAUGUUCUGCAAUUGGUAUAGGAUUUAAUGGAGCCGAAACCAAUUGUGGAAUUGCACGUAUUUUAGGCAUUCUACUGAUGAACAGUUGCGACACGUAGGUAUAUAAUUAUAUUUCUAGCAACUAAGAUAAUUUGCAGUCUGUCUACUUUGAAUUAUAGUUGGUUCAUGCUUAGAGUGCGUAUAUUGAGUUGUGGAUGCGCGCGUGAAGCUUGGAGAGCACGAGAUAAACGUAAGGGUUACUCAAGGCGUAUCCGAGAGCAAUUCUUGCUUCUUUUAGUAAUGUUGAUGAAAUUUAGACCAAACGCGGCAUGGUCAUUACUAUUAUCAAGUGGCAAGGCCACCCAUGCAAAUUUGCUUUGAUAUGAAGACCUCUAAAAAGCUCCUUUUUUGCAGGGGAACCAACAGGAAUUAGAGACCCGAACUUAAAGGAAAGAGUUCAAGGUAAUAACCGAAGGUUGGGAAAAUUUGGAUAACAUGGGAGUAUUAUAUUAAGGUUAAUUUACUAAUAAUGCAUUGAAAUUUUUUCAGUUUUGAGGUGAAAAAAUACUAACUUUCCUCAUUUUCAUAUCAGUAAUCUUUUGGCUAUUUAGGCCUUGUGAGGCUCUCAUGAGGGUUAAUCUUGUAACGAACUCCGAUCGUUGCCGUUGUGGUUCGUCAGUAAAUUUCUUUCUCCGUAGGCUUUCUUUUCAUUUUUGGAUGCUCAGGUUGUUGAAUGUUAAGCGAUAUUUUUUUAAAAAAAAAAACUUUACCUGUUUUUCUUCUUUUAAUAUUCGGUUCUUCUCGAAGAGGGUCUCUCCCUUUAUACAUAUAAAUUAGCAUUAGGUAGGGGCUGUUUGCUAUGAACAUACGCAGACGCAGAUAGGAGACUGAGAUAGACGCAUCAACUUCUUGAUUGGCCUUUUUGUUAACUAUGGGUGGACCACAAUACUUAGCGUUAGGUUUCAUCGUGAUCAGAAAUUUGUUGUUCUGAAUGGUAUUCUUGUCAUGUCUUUUUACAUUAUGCAUUUACAUUGUAUACUAGAAAUACGUGUAUCGCAGAACCUCGCGAGGCUCAGGGGUGAGCGGCCCAUAAAAAGCUAGGAAUGGGAGGGCAGAAGAGAAAUAGAGUAAAAAAACUAAGCCAAAGAGGUGUGUUUAAAGUUUUACUCCAUCCUGCCUUAGGCAUCGAUCUGAUCAACCUGAUGACGUCAACAGUAAAGUCCGUGUGUCGGAGUCCAGGAGGAGUUUGUGUAGCAGGACCUCCAGGACCUCCGGGUCCCCCUGGUCCGAAGGGAAGUCCCACUGCCGUAUUUUCCAGGGGGAUUAUUGGCAAACCAGGACCGCCUGGACCAAAAGGAGAGCGAGGAGCACGAGGCGUGUCAAUACGGGGUUAUCCCGGGCCCCAAGGAUCCAAGGGACAGAAAGGCUCACCAGGUUGGGGAAUCAAGGGUGAACCGGGUCCCGAGGGAUGGAAAGGACGGACAGGGCCACCAGGCUUGUCAAUAAAAGGUGACAUUGGACCCGAAGGACCAAAAGGACAAAAGGGUAUGUUUUAAUUGAGUUCUUUGUUUCAUAUUGAGUGGAAUACUUGUCAUUCAACUAAAUCAGCCAAAUGCACUUUCACGACAAACAAGCAGCAUUUACCAUUUAUCGUAAGGCUAAGUUACCCAGCAAGAUCAACUAUUUCACCAAUACGAAAUAAUACGCACUCCUGUUAUAUGGCAGAAUCCGCGAGAGUGCAAGAUGAAGCUUGAAGCAAAUCCUUUGCUUUGUUUGGCCACCGGAGAAGGGGGCCUAUCUUGCCCGCACCAGAUGUCUCGCGUUGGUCCCGCAAGAAAGAACGAACGGUUCUCAUUUUGGCCAUAUAAUAAAUCCUUUAUAGAUCAAGCUUGCUCGUUCAAGGUGGCUGGAUACUGAUCUCGUCCCGAUCUGCGUUUAAACUGACCUUUACUUUCUUUUGGUCCAUAAUAGAAACGCGAAAAAAGAACUUCGCCUAUAUCCAGUUAUCUUGACCUCACCCUUGGUCAAUUUAAUAACAUAUAAUUUUCACCGAGUUGAGUGCUCACGAAGACUGCAUUUGCACUAAACCCCCUGCUGUUCUACUAAGAAGAAUAAAACGUAACUCGCUCAAAAAAUUACAGUUUGUUAAUUUUGGUGUAAUGGUUUUUUAAUCCCUCAGGAGAACCUGCAGGUUCAUAUGUCCAAGGAGAUGGUUUAGAUUAACAGACUCUCUUGGAAAUACAGAGAAGCGCCUUUGUGGUCAACAUCGCACAAAUAAUUAAAACCAUCUUAACUUGAUUUUUUACAAGUUUUAAGUCGUUGUUGUUGUUUUUGUUUGUUUGUUUUACAUGGCGGUAACGUUGAUUUAUAUACUAAUAAAAUCUGCUCAAAGACUCUCCUGACAGGGAAACUCUUGGUUAUUCUGUGAGGUUUUCAUAUUAGCCGUUUUCUUGGUUUACCCCCUAAGAAAGAUAACCGCCGGGUUACUUUGAAUUUUCGGAAGCUUCACUGGGUGCUGCUAAUGUAGGAACGUUAAAAGAACUUGCUUCGUUGUUGUUGUUGUUGGUGGUGAUUUUGUUUGUUUCUUCGUGUUUUCAAUUAAAUUGCACCUCUAUUUUACGUUUUUUUGAAAUAGAAUUCGAUAAUCAAUAAGCAAAAAAAGUCGUCUUUCUAUCUUCUCAAGUGUUUUGGGGUGCAAAAAAACCUUGCGGUAAAUCACUUGCCUUUGGAGCGUGAUCUAGCCGUACAGAUGUGAACGUCAAACCGCAAACCUGACGGCAAGGCCCUAGUCACGUGACUUCUUGACGUCUGCGGUUCGCUAGAAAUGCCAAAACACCUCAAUCAUAAGGUCUCUAAUGAAACACCAACCUUACCUCAGGGCCGUGGGGUAAUCUCGUACCUAGAUCUCUUUUCGACGAAACUGGGUACCGAGGGGAAAUCCUCCAGGAAGAUUUGGGUGAGGGACUGUGCGGCAACACGAAACCGUGACAAUUAAAAUAUUUCAAGAAUAUUUGGUCCAAGCUACUUUUCACCGAAAAAAGUUUAUUAACACAAAGAAAAAGUGCGUGUUAAAAAUCAGUCGAAAGCGUUUUUCACUUCAAGUCUUUAUAACGACUUAAACUAGAUAGAUUGUUUAAACUUCCAUGUCGACAGUUACAGGAGUCAAAGCAAACUUUUUUGAAGUCGAGUAAAAGUUCAGCAAGUAAAAAGAGUUUUAGAUUCGAGUUUACCGCGAACCUCUAACCGCGGUUUGCGGUUACCCGUUUGCGGUUCGACGUUCAAACAUAAUUUUAUUUAGAUUGGCGGUGGAUUAAAGAAGUGGAUUCUGGUUUAUUUUUCCAUUUAGAAAUAGAAGAAAAAUCAAUCAGUGAAAAUAAAAGAAAUUUAAGGUAACACUGGGUUAUCUAGCAGCAAAGAGCUGUAAAUUCUUACAUUAGUUCUUCUUGCAAUUUUGCUGCCGCCAUUUUGAAUCAGCAGCCAUGAAUGGCAGUUGUUUUCAAGAUCCAAUAGGAUUGAUCAAAUUUAGCAUUUCUCCCGAAUUUGCGCCUCUGUUAAUGGAUACAGACUUGCUCCACAAGAUUUUUGUAUCAUUACGUGGGAUAAAACAAGAAUUAUACGCUAAAAGCUUUCAGGUAAAUGGCAUUCGUGAAAACCUAUCUCCCCACAUUGAAAACGCACGUCGUAAACCUCAAACGUGACGCGAAAGACUUGUCACGUGACCUCCAGCGGUUAGAGGUCCGCGGUAAACUCGGAUGUAAAACUCUGUAAUAAAGGCAGAAAGCUUGGAAAAACUAUAAGGUUUAAAAUGCACGAAGUCAUUCUAGUAACAAAGGUAAAGUUAAGUUGGGAAGCCAUAGGGUACUAUCCAUUCCAAGAAAUGUUCUGAAUUAAAUGCCAAAUACAAAUAAACAUAUUAACAUAUAAUACAAAUAAACAUAUAAACUUAGUUUUCUGGAACUAGUGAUCAAAAGAGAUCAGUGAUGGCUUUUUAAAACACGGUAUGUAUUAUGUCUGAGAAACGCCGAGUCCCUGCGGAUACUUUAACCCUGUUUUAUAACCUGAUAAUUGUACCUGCACCUUGGAACGUAUCUAAGUUUAGAAAAAGAAAAUUUUUGUGUUGUGCUCACCUACUUGAUAAAGCGGGCGAGUGAAAUUAGGAAGUUUCAUGUCGCAGUCGUGCAACAACAGCUAAGAAAUGUACAAAAAAGCUUGAUGCACGUGCAAAGUUGUUCUUUUGCCAAUCUCAAUUUUGUGAUCCAGAAAUUUUGCUACCAUAGUAACGUGACGUCACAAUUAGAACAAGAACGCUCUUAGUGGCGUCGAGUCUCGCUUGCUUGGAGCCAAUGGGGCUAGGAGAUAAGUUUUGUUGUCAAAGGCGCUGGUGCUGUUAUGUUACUUUUUCGAUUUGAAUACAAAACGCUUUCAUAUGUCAUAAUGUAAAUACUCAAAACGUACAAAUUGCAAGGGGAGACAGGCCACACAUCUUAGCUUCACACCGGUAUGAAACGUUUGACCUUAUAUAACAGACAGUUGAUUCAGUUCUCGCGAAUUCCCGUUGAAUUUGUUGUCCGUUUUAUAAGAUAUCAAAAUCGCGCGCAACUAAUUAGAUUUUCCAUAGCUGCUUAGUAUCUGCUUUUGAUAUCUCCGGUACAGUUGUUUACGUGAUCUCAGAGUACAAUUUUUAGAGCUGUACACAGCAUGCAUUUUGUCACAGUAUCACUGGGAUAAAGCGUUUCUAUUUCUAGGAAAAUUUUCUUUUUCUCGUCAAAACAAUCACUGACUCAGUCAGACUCGGAGUAGUUCACUUAAAUUUAGUGCUCAGUACAGCCAACGGGGUUAUAUUCUGUAAAAUUUAUCUACAGUCUGUGGUCCACAAUAACAUCACCACGAUCUACGAUUUAUUUAAAAUUUAUUUUAUUUCAAUUUGUUUUAACCGAUCCUCGAUCUCUGAUCCCCGAUCCCCGAUCCUCGAUCCUAGUUUUCCAGUAAACCUCGAAGUUCUGCUCAUUAAGAUUGUUCUUUUUUCGAACACUGAAGUAAUCACUUGUUCUAAAGUUAUCCUCGCUUUCAAGUGAUAGAAUUCGUGGACCGACCCAUUCAAGGAAAAGCUCGAUAUGGGAUUUCUAUUCUAUGGACAUGGAUCGACAUGAAAGGCUGCAUGUAGAGUGCCUGAUAGUCAAGUACAAGGCUACCCGUAUAAACAAAUCCGUGACACAUACUUAGCUUCCUGUAGUAGCUGAAGGUUCAACCAUUGAUAUCUCAGGUAUUUGUAAAGUGCAACGCGACGUCACAUCUUAACGACUACGAAAAUCUAUCAAUUAAAUACAUACAACAUCGUGAAUCUAUUUAACCGUAGGGUACCAGUAAUUGCGACAAUAUUCUGAGAAACGUAACGCCUCAAUACACCACAAAACAGGAUUUCCCCUCUAUAAUGAUCCUUAUUGAGGUAUUUACCUUAUAAUACGCGUGCAUAAUUACACGAAAAUCAAGGGCCACGAGUUGGGGAAAAUUACAUCAUUGCCAAACAGCAGAAAACGUGAUCAACUUACAUGCGUCAUUUUAGUCAUGGCUGAAAAUAAACCGCAUGCUCAUCACGAGUCUUAUUUGUAUACAACGAAAGUCGUCACGAUUCUUAUCCCCAGUUUCCACGGUCUCAGCUAGGAACGCCUGGGACCAUGGCCGACCAUUUGGGGAAGACCGACGAAAAAAAAGAAAAAAAUGCCUGUCUCGCUCUGCUAAAGUAAGCUCGACUAAUUAGAUACAAGAAGAAUCGUCAACGUAGUAUAUUUACUGAAAUGUUUUCAAAACAGCAUUAUUAUCCCGUACAAUGACUGAUUAUAAUGGAGAGUCUAAAUGGUCCAGUCCCCGAAUAAACCAUACACUGAAACGUAAGACUAAAAAUAAUAUAAGUAAGAAAGUUUUCAUUUGAAGGCCGAACGGGGUAAAUUUCAUAGCCUCUCUCGCAACCAGUCCCUCUCAUGUCCUUGGCCUCCUUAUGAUUUAUAGCAUCCUUAGCCGUUAUGACCGCUGCAAAUUAGAAGAAGGGGAAAAACUUCACCCAUGAUAUUUCAUUGCCUGUCUAUACAGGCCUUAACCGAACGCCAAACUUUUCAUGAGACGAACCAAACUUAGUGAGUUAAGUUCAUGAAAAAUUCCACAUCUGGCUCAGUUCAGUUUGUCUGAAUGAGUUUUAUCCGUCUCCUUCAUCUACUUAAGGCGAACGUCUGAAGGUCGUCUCCGGGACAGACGUCGAUCUCCACAUGCGGCGAACAAGAGUAAUAUGAUAAAUUAAUAAUUUGUAUGAUAAUAUACAUUUAGCUUCGUUCGGGAGAUUCAGUUGAUUGGUUCGUCGCUUCCUAACAGACGAUCUUAGCUUAGGUUAGGUCGACCCAAAUUAGAGUUUCUGGUUUGUCUCAUAAAAAGUUCGACGUUUAUUUUGGCCUAGGCCUUAGAUCAAACCAUCUUGGUCUACAACGGACUCAACAACACAAUCACUGAUUCAGUUUUAUGGAAGCAAGUACUGGAAUUGAAAAAUAGAUAAAUAAAGAGAUAACAUUCAAAUGGUUUCUUUGGCCACGGUUUGAGAGUGAUUUGAGGAAAAAAACAAUAACUUCGCAAUGGCUUCGCAAAGUCGCAAAUUUUACAGAAGUUUCUAUGGUGGGGGACACCUGUCCAACUUUGGAGCGCUAUGUUUUCGUUCACAUUAUACACCUUUCACUUUCAAACUUGGUUGCUAAUGUUUACGAAAGUUAAGUCGCUCUUUUAAGACAUUUUGAAGUUCUAUUAUCGCCAAAUGAUCCUCAUCAAAACUUUAAACUCUAUCGCCGGUUAAUGGUACUAACGACUCUCGUUGUUGACAAUGCGAUGUUAUUUUUGCUGUGUUUACUCACCAUGUCUUUGGAGGGCAACACAAGAUUACCUUAGGAUCGGUAUAGCUUUUCCUGCACCAUUUUCCGAGACCACAACCCUUCAAAUUUCUUUUUUGGGUGAGGACGGCAGCUCGGUUGCAACGAGGAAGGCAGAAACAAGGCAGAUCAGCAGGAAUGUAGACUUCAUUUUUUUCUAAAGAAAACAAAGUGGUAAAAAAUAAUAAUAGGUCAUUUUACACUUGUUGGCUUAGUAUCCUCGCCUUUGAGUGAACGUGAGGCUGUGGUUGACCUUGUUUUGAUACAAACCUCUCUCCUUUUUUAUGGAAAUUAUGCCCAAAAAAUGCUAGUUAGCUUAAGAACAACAUGUGUUAAAUUAUAAAGCAGGAAAGGUUGUAUCAAAACAAGGUCAACUCUAGCCUCGUUUUCAACUGUAACUGUAAAUGGCUCUUUCUGCUUAAGAUCCGACGACGGCGACGGGAACGAGAACGGCAUAAAAGCAAUAGGUUUAGAUUAGUAAAACAACAACUUUGCACGUGCAGCACUGGUGCUUUUUUGUCGACACUUCUUUGCCAUCGCUACACGACUAUAACGUGAAAGUGCCUAAUUUCACGUUUUGUCGAGGACGGGAACACAAGACAACAACUUUCUUUUUUUUUUCCCUGAACUUUGAUGCAGUCCUUUAGAAUUCAAGUCCAAAAAUAUGCCAACAUUUGACGGAUUUAAACGAUCGAGAUAGAAUAAGUGUCAUAAAGUUUAAAGCAGCCAGCAUUUACUUCUUAAGUGACGUUUUCGUAGCCGUCGCCGUCGUUGGAUCUUAAGCUCCCUAAAAUUGCGUGCGAACAGAGAAGCCUGCAAUCCUAACUCCAGGAUGUUAUUAGUUGCUAUUACGGAUGCCAAAGCCAACAUAAAAACAAACCGCUAAGUCCAUAAAAAGUAUUUAAAGGCCGAUAAAUCUGUCCCUUUUUAUUUCCGUCCUUUUUUUUGUUGUUGUUUAGUGGGAAAGUCUGAAAAAGGAUUUGAACAAAUGUUUUUAAAGAACAGCGGUCCCGCACGCACAUGCAUGAUUUAAUGUUGUUGUCGGAAAGGAGGUUAGGCAAUUAUUUCGAUUCAUCAUCUCUAGAGCUAGGGAAAGUGAAAGGUGUCAGUAGUAGAUGAAACUCUCUUCAAGAUUGAAUAAGAAAAGGAUAAUGCAGAAAAGGAUGCCAGCCUAAUGGCAAGAUGAAAAUGGAGAGAUGUAGUCAAACAAAACUUACGCUUGACGAAAACAACGAGCUGCUUUAUGACACCCACUAACUAUUAUUAUUAUUAUUAUCAUUAUUAUUAUUAUUAUUAUUAUUUUAAAGAGGCCUACGAGAAGCGUCAAGCAGGGAUUCAAAACUACAAAUGAGCACAAGUUCUUUGCAUAUAAUCUCUAACAAAUAAUUGUAGUAACUCUAAUCUUGGUUGUUGACAAGAACGAAACAAGUUUCGUCAGACAUUAUUUAGUAACGUGAGCAAUGGUAAUUCUUUAACCAAAAAACUCUUAGUGUUCGUAAAAAAACGUAUUCUAAAACGACUUCGGCAAUUUCCAUGGAUAUUUUAAGUGUUUCUAAACAUGCUGCUAGAAAUUUCCAUGGCCUGUUCAGUUCUGAUAUAAUGACAUCGGAAGUCUCCAUGGUCAUUUUGCGAUGCAUAAGAAUUGCAAUGAUAAAUCGAAAAUAUUCUUGAGGGCAUUUGACGUUGGAAAUUUUCAUGCCUAUUUUGAGGGCCCUCUAAAGAUGACGUUUGAAAUUUCCAUGGUCGUAUUGCAAAUCGCAAAAGUCCAAAGGCUUCCAGCAUUUUUGUGCUCAAUUUCUUAAACAUUUUCGUGAGUAAAGAAAAUUGCUUUAAAAAAUUGCAAUUUUUAUCAUUUAUCAUUUUAUUUAUGGUAAUGAAAUAGAAUAACUUCCAAGUUCUUGCCACUAAGAGGGAAAUGUUAUUUUAUAAUUAAAAGUAGUUUUCACCCUAAGGCUCAAAGAACAAACCUGGUAAUUGUGAAAUAAAAACCUCAGCUUUUUGUAACACGUGUCAUUUGACCAAAGAAAAAAAUGUAAAAAAAACCGAAUAUUAUGUAUUUUGUUGACAGUCACACUGCUAACUGGGCGAAAUUAGCCAUUGAUAACCUUACUUCAGCCUGAUUUUCAUGUUUUCUUAGCAACUUCAGCCCCCAGUUUAAGUCAUCGGAUUAAUGUGCCAUAAUUCGCCCCUUUAGAAUAUCGCUUUUUUUCAGGCCUUUUUAUAUAUCCUCAAGUCCUAGCACCAUUUCAGAACACAUCCAUGGUUAACUUAUAUUAGAACUUCCCGGUAAUAGCACUGCGGAACAUUGCCUCAUUAUAUAUAUAUAGAGAGAGAGGAAAACAUUUUUCCGUAAAUCAAAUGUCUAAACAGUCUAGCAAAGGCACAAAAAUAACACAACUGCACAACUGGACUAAGCUGGACUAGAUGGUACUCGUUCAAUGUAUAAUUUAGAGAUGACUGACUUAAAUGAAAAUAUUAGUAGCUAAAACACACCAAUAAUUCUAUCAAAAUCAACUAAAAUGAAGAAACUAAAAUUUGUAAUACUAUCUUUUGGGGAAAGAAAAAAGAAAUCUCUUAAUUCGCUUGUCACCGAUGAGAUACCGAAUACGGCUAGACUUAAGAGUAAUCCCGCCGUUCAAGAACCAAGAGUCAACGAAAGUUGUCAAGCAAGGUAUCAAGGGUCUUGGCUUUUAGGGGUUAAAAAAAGUAAUUUGUCUUUGUGUUUAUGUAAUAAAUAUCGGCCAAAAAUCAGCCGAAGAGCUAAAGGUGCGAGAAAUCAUGCCCGCUAUAAUAUUGAAAACCUGCAGCAAAGUUAAGAACACGAAGUUCAAUGUCACCUGUGUGAUAAAGGUUGUAUGUUGAUUACUCUUGGUGCCACUUGUAUCCACGCGUCGAUGGUCACAAACAAAAUAGCAGAUCUAUAUGUUCUGCUUUAAUUUGAGCUUAUUUUGUCCUUAGCCUCCCAGCACGCAGCUCGUGCGGGAGGACACGCGACGAAGCCCUAAAGGUGAUUUUGUUCUUAAGUUAAAAAUCUUAUGACCUCUAUAAAAGGAAUUGUUUAUGCUCAAAAAAGCUCAGAUUUCUAAAAGAUAAAUAGAAUCUAAAUUAACGCCUUUUAAGUAGAAACCGUUUAUUGUCGAAAAUUCAUCUAACAAAGAAGAGCUUUCACUUUCAUUUUUUUUGUUAAGGAAAGCUCAGAAUUCAAAAACAAUGUAAAUUAAAAAUUAAAGCAGAUUCCUAUUUAACGUACUUGAUGCAGAAACCAAUUAUUGUAGAAAAGUCGUCCAGCGGCCGACCUUUCAUUUUCAUAGAGGGAAAAUCGUAGGAUGAUUUUAAUUUGAUUACCAACAACUGUGAUAACAUUGGACAAGAACGUGUCCAUACCUUGCUUACCUAUAGAAUAUGUUAUUAUUAUUAUUAUUAUUAUUAUUACUAUUAUUAUUAUUAUUAUUAAUGCAGUUAAUGGACGGCUGUCAAAUACCUUUCCGCUCGCGCAAGAGGUGCCGCAAGGGUCUCUCCUAGGCCCGCUUCUGUUCACAGAAUAUACCAGCGAACUAUUAGAGAUAGUGCGUCGACACUUGCCAAGCGUGACCUCUUACGCCGAUGAUACGCAAUUGUACUUGGCGUUCAGUCCAAACGUGCAGGGUGAUGACGCUAGUGCGGUAAAGGCCAUGUGUGAUUGCAUCAUGGAUUUAAGGAAAUGAAUGAUUAGAGACCGACUUAAGUUAAAUGAUGAUAAGAAUGAGUUUUUGCUCCUUGGUACCAGGCAACAGCGGGGUAAGGUUGACAUAAGUAGUAUUUUUGUUGGUGAGUCUGCUGUGAACACAAAGCCAGUUGUCAGGAAUAUGGGUUCCUGGUUUGAUUCUCAACUUAGUAUGUCUACUCAUAUUAGCAAGCUCUAUAGCUCAGCUUUCUUUCAUCUAUAUAACAUCAGUCGUAUUCGCAAGUUCCUAAGACCGUAGUCAUGCAUUCGUCACUUCUCGCGUUGACUACGGCAGUAGCCCUUUGUAUGGCCUACCUGUCUGGGCGGACACUUUAACCUUGUUUAGGUUUAAAGGAAGAGUCCAUGUUGUGAUCUUUUCAUCCAUUGGCUGCUAAAACAAAUGACGAACACGUACCGAAACCAUUUUUCAAGGUCAUACGAAAAUCGAUCCAACUGCUACUGUAAAAGUAAACGGUCAUCAGAGAAAAUAUAUUCUCAACCUGCACCUUAGGACACUGGAGUGAUGGGUCAUGCCCUACACAAGAAUAAUCGUCAGCGUAGUAUAUUUACUGAAAUGUUUCAAAACAACAUAGUUGUUUCAAUGGCUGAUCGAGUAUAAUGGAGAUUGUAAAUGGCCCAGUCCCCGAAUAAAGGAUACACUGAAACCGUACGUAAGACUAAAAAUAAUAUAAGUAAGAAAGUUUUCAUUUGAAGACCGAAGGGUAAAUUUUAUAGUCUCUCUUGCAACCAGUCCGUCUCGUGUCCUUGGCCGUAUCCGUAGCCGUUAUCACCGCUGCAAAUUAGUGGAAGAAGAGAAACAUCACCCAUGAUAUUUCAUUGCCUGUCUGCACAGGCCUUAACCAAACGUCAAACCUUUCAUGAGACGAAUGAAACUUAGUGAGUUAAGUUCAUGAAAAAUUCCACGUUGUUUUGUCUUGAUAUUGUUGACCAACUAGAUGGAUUUUACUAAAACAAUUAUUCCUCUCGCCCUUUUGGCCUCUGAGUCAAUAGCCCAUUCGGCCUUCGGCCUCAUGGGCUAUUGACUCGGAGCCCAUUCGGGCUGGAGGAAUAAUAAUGUUAAUUAUUUUAUCCCACUCUAUUUUAUCCCCCUCGCGCUUGAUUAACCAGUCAGAGAUUUCAUAUCUUACAAGCUUCGUUAUCUAGGUCCGUACUGUAAGUUAAGGACUCGUUUUCUCUCCUGCGCUUCUUCGCGCUUGGGCCAUAAAUCAACAGUAAACAGUUGGUGUUAAAUUGCAGUACGGACCGAGAUGAGGAGCUAGCCGGGUAACAGGUAUCUAGCUCAAUCAAAACUUCGAAAAAAAUAAUGGAUAUAAAAUUUAAAGUAUCGCUAUUUUUUACUUUACCCUUGAGCGAGGCUGGGAAAGAAAAUUAGCAACUCCCGCCGUAUCCGCACGCAUUAUUAAUUUUCGACAAUGCGAUUGAUUAUUUUUCAAGAAUUUUCAAGGAUCUACCAAUAAAACGGUUGGUUGACCUGAACAGAAUACUGACUCUUAAGUGUGAUAAGUGGCGUAUUCACCAUCGAAUACUGCGAUUUAUCUGUCUGCCUGUUUGCAUACCUGUCUUUGUCUAAAACGACAUACAAUUUAACAACCUGCGAUCUUCAAACGCCUUUAUUCAUGGUAUCUUUAAGUGAAAUACAUCUUACCACGACCUUCUGUAGCGACUGUUUGCCUGAAUUUGAUGUUCUUUCCAAGGAGAGACGGGUCCCGUUAUAACUACCAUCAUUUUGCCAAUACCAACUCUUUGUUUUACAUUUUGCCUUCCUCGUUUAACAAUUCCAGGAUGUACCGAAUGGCCUUUUUUUCCUCUCACGACGAAAUGUAAUCACCCAACUUGAAAAUGCGGUCUACCUAUCUCUCCUCCGUUGUACUCCUUUGUUUCUUACUGAUGCUGGCUUCGAUGUCAAGUGCGUUCACGAACAUGCUCUCGGUUUCACAGCAUGGACCUCGGAUUCUAAUUGGUGAGUCAAAUAAACUUGCAAUUAUUUUUACGCUUGGUUCAAUUUGUAUAAAAAAAAUUGGUGAAACAUUUCCUCUUUCCCAUUGUAAAGUUAAUUAUUCACAAGUUGCACAAGAAAAAGCGCGUGGAGGAAGAAGACAACAACUCUAAAAUAAUUCAACUUGGCAGAUGCACGUUUACCUUAGUUAACCUUUAUUUGACUCUGUAUCAGAGUCUUGUUUCACUGCGACAUUACAAUGAACAAGCUUCUACUUGUACGUUUUUGAAGCAUUCUUGCGGCGAUUGUGUACGGCGGAGAAGCUUCCAGACCGGCCGCAUACAAGUGGCUAUACAGAAUUGACCGAAACGGAAAGCCAUGCUUGAAAGUCUCUGACACCCAGGGUACGUCCUCUUAGGCUAACUUGAAAAACUGACAACUGCUGAAAAUUGCUGAAUAUUUGUACGCUAAUUAUUGAAUAUCUAUUAUUUUCUCUAACGAUGAAUGAUUCUAGUAAAACCUGCUUCCAGCGUUGCGAGGUCCUCUUGAAGUUUCAAUUGGCUCUUUUUAAUGCUUUUAGAUAAAUCCUACGGAGUUCCUAUAAAUCUGACUUGUAACGAACGCGAGACCAGUAAAAUUGAUGUCAGCGGUAUCUCGCUCUUCAAGUCAAAAAGAGCGAUUAUAGCAAACCAAGUCUAUCCUGGAAUUUAUGCGCAGUCUCAAAGCGAAUGCCAGCGAACGUUUCAUCCAGUGAACAUGAACAAGCCAGCAGGAUGUCAGCUGAAUCUGUCAGGAAGAAAACUGUCAUCGGAUGUCAUGAUUGUUACAGUUUAUCGAUGCUUGACAACCUCUGACCUACAACGUCGGCUAAAGUUAGUUCACAUAAGUAAGUGUCGGGGAGUUCCGAGGGUGCAAUCAAAUUAG